Acanthochromis polyacanthus (spiny chromis) is the source of this 1745-nucleotide messenger RNA. RefSeq lists its product as uncharacterized. NCBI's taxonomy places the organism in Eukaryota, Metazoa, Chordata, Actinopteri, Pomacentridae. The record is from RefSeq and is a predicted model, not a curated record. Bases 228 to 566 code for a protein of 112 amino acids. The transcript has 5 exons.
UUCCUUCUCGGGAUCCUUCCUUCUCCAUGGUAACGCAGCCGCCGCCAUACCGCUAGCUUUGGUUUGUUUUCAGUAGCAGCUUUACGAACGAGUUUCUCCUCCGUUGCAGCAUGGAAGAUGUAAAAUGUGGUUUUCCUCCAGAUGUACCAGUUCAGACUGAGUCUCCGGAGAAACUCAGCGGCGCAGCGGUUCUGUGACGGUUAAAGGUUUAUCUUCACAAAGACUCAAUGGAGGUUCUGUCCAUCUGGCAGCUGUCCAUCCCUCUACCUGCAGUUCUGAUGAUCACAGUCAGUCUGUACAUGGUGGUUCUGGGGGUCGGACUGUGGAUCCGUUACUGCCUCAAGGACUGCUGCUCCUCUUAUUGCACCGACUGCUGUCCCAGCGUCUCCAUUUGUGAUCAGUGCUUCAGAUUUGCUGCGAUGUGCGACUGUAAGCUGCCGACCGUGGACUCCCUCUUGCCUUCGUGCUCUUCUCCUUCUUGUGAUCGGUGGGACUGUGCCUGCACCUGUCAGCCUCCAGAGUGUGAAUCCUGCAACUGUCUCUGCUUCGAGAUCAGGAUCAAGUAGAGGACGAUUUACCGCAAACGUGACUUUGCAUUCAGUGGAGUUUACAGAGACAUGAAGGUCUGCAGCUGCCAUCAACAAGAGGAAGCAUCAGAUCACCUUCAAAGUGCCUUCAGUUCUGAUGAGAAUCUGUGUUUACACUCAAGGAUUCAGGGUCUGCAUGAAGAUCCAGCAACUUUCUGCAGCUAAAACCUUCUGUGACUUUUUAACCCUACUGUUCUCUUCAUUUAUGGGACCAAAAAAAUAUUGUUCCCUUGUCUGAAAAAAAUUCAAAAAUUCAACAAAAAAUUCCCCAAAUUUCAGAAAAUUUGCAAAACCUUUAAGGAAGAAAAUUCCAAUAAUUCCUUAAAAGUUUCCCUUUAAAGUUUUGGGGGGGGAAAAUCUCCCAAAUUUGACAAGAAAAUUCUUCAAAAAUAAGUAAAAAUCUUCCAAAAGAAAUCCUAAAAAUAUCUAAAAGGAUUACAUAUGCAUCAGUAAAAUGUGUAAUAUUGUCUUUAGAACAUUCACAAAAAAUCAACCAAAAUUCAACGAAUUUCGCCAGAUUUUGGUUGUUUUUGUUCGUGAAUGUUCUUAAGAAAACAUUUGAAAUUUUUCCGAUAUAUCUGUAAUCACUUUAGAUAUUUUUAAGAUUUUUUGUAAGAUUUGUCUCAUUUUUUGAAAACGUGCAAGAAUUUUCUUGUCAAAUUUGGGGGAUUUUUUAAAAAAAAUUAAACUUUUAAGGGAAACUUUUAAGGAAUUAUUGGAAUUUUCUUCCUGAAAUUUAAAGAAAUUUUGCGAUUUUUUUUUUGCUGAUUUUUUUUUUGUAUUUUUUCAGACAAGAAAACAGUAUUGUUUGGUGACAAGUAAAUGAGGACAACAGGUCAGAUCUGUCGGCAUAGAAUCAAUCUACAUUUUCAUUUCAGCUGCCACAGAAACAGAAAUAGUUCCUCCUUUACAAACAGAAAGGAAACGGACUAUUUUCAGUGGCGGAUUAAGAAACAUUUGUGGCAGCAAGAUGUAAUUAAAUGUUUUUAUGUGUUAAAGUGAUUUACUGUUGGAAUCUGGUGUUGAUAUUCUGUAAAUAAAAAUCCAGAAGGUCAACUGUUUAUUCCUAAAUGUUCAGAAAAAAGUAGCUUUGUGCUGUUGUUUCAUACAAUCAUUUUUUUUAAAUAAGGUUUUUAUUAAAUUCAAAAAUAUUUCAAA